Molecule: messenger RNA, 1803 nt
Organism: Didymodactylos carnosus
Lineage: Eukaryota; Metazoa; Rotifera; Eurotatoria; Philodinida; Philodinidae
Source: the annotation of a GenBank genome assembly
AUGGGUGAUGCAGCCGUUGAUCCAGCUAUUAUCAGACAAACUCAAGAAACAUUAGGACAAAUAAUAAAUGCACCUGCUUUAACGGAUAAGUUGUUGAGUCGACCUCCGGUGCAAUUUCUUCAAGAUAUCGUCAAAUCGGUAGUAAAGAAAACCAGAUUUUUAAAUGGCUUAUAUACGGAUGAAGAGCUCUCACCCGGCUAUCUCAAAGACAAAGAGAAGCGUGAGAACAAAACAUUAUUCAUGAAAAAAUUGGUCACUGCUGUGUCCAUAGCUCUGAAUGAACCUCCCGUAGUUCGUGUUUCAAAAAUUCUCAGUGGACACGAAGCGGAUAAAACAAAUUUACUUUUACAAGCGUUAGCCAAAGCAGUUACUGCUCGAGUUGACAGUGAUGAAGUAGUAAAACGUACAUUGAACAGUCUCAAAGAGAGUACAAACGAUGAAAAACCAGAAAAAUCUCGGCACGAAGAACAUGAGAAUGAACCGGACAGAAGUCAAGAACGACAAGAGUCAAGAGGUCAAGAACGAGACCAAGAGAAAAAGUCCGAUAGAGAGCAUAAAAAAGAACGUGACCGAGAACAGCAUCAAGAUGGAAAACGUGAUAGAGGCGAUCGUAUUCGUAGUUCCAAAGGAGAACGUUCACAUAGAUCCACAGAAAAAGAAGCUGAACAUACAUUAGAGCGAAAAUCAUCGAAAGAAGACCGUGAACAACCAAGAAAAGAUACUGAACGUGAUCGACACGAAACCAAACGAGAAAUAAGUAAAGAGAAUGCUGAAGAUAGCAGCCAAAAACGACGACGAAGCCGUGUUAAUGAUGACAUAGCAAAUGGAGAUGAUAGUGCCAGACGUUCUUCUGUUCAGGAUGAUGAUGAAGACAAAAGAGAUGAAGAUGAAUCUAAUCGCCGUCGAACGAGACCAGCAUCAGCUAAAGGCCCACGUAAACAACAAGUUACAGUAGACACAAAGAAAGAUACUGAAGCCAAACCGGUACCAUUAACCUCAACUGACAAAACAUCUACAGAAAAAUUUACUGAAGAAAGACCAAUGACACGACCUGGCACAGCGCGCGCAGCAACCAGUCGCAAACCAAUGAAAACAAAUGCAUCAGACGAAAUUACUGGUGGAUCAGGAAGAGUUGCCAGUGCUCACCGUGGACAAGGAACAUUAAUUGUUGAAACGAAAAAGAAUGAUAAUGAUGAUGAUGAUGAUGAUAAUGAUAAUUUAGACGAUGAAAAUUUUCUUAUACAAGAAGAAAAACCCACAGGUGGUGAUCGAUUAUCAAAAUCUUUUAAGCAAGAUGAUGACGAAAAGAGAACUGAUGAAGACGGUGAUCAACAUGGUGCAUUAGUGAAAAAAAUGAUUGAAUCAAAACAACAGUUAAAAGAUGGCAGUGAAAUAUCAGCACAAAAAACCGAUGUUAAAACAAUUACUCAGACAGAUGCUCAACGCAGACGUGAACGUGAAAAGAUUCAAAAAGAUGUUGAUAAACUUCGAGAGACGAUACAAUCGUUAACGAAAAGUGUUGUACCGUUAGGUAAAAUGCUUGAAUAUUUACAAGAAGAUUAUGAAAUGAUGGCAAAAGAAUUACAAACCCAUACAGAUGAUUAUAAGAAGACGAUUGCUGAACUUCGAAAAGAGAGAUUUGCUACUGAACAAAGUUUAGAACCAUUAAAAACAGCCAUGAUCGAUUUUGAUGAUCAAAUAGCAGAUAUGAAAAAUCGAAUUGUAUUUAUGAAGAAGAAACUUGUGACAAAUGAAAAGAAAAAUGCUGCAAGACUAUUGGAUAUUAUUAAAAAACCAAAAUGA